Molecule: messenger RNA, 3368 nt
Organism: Tachysurus vachellii
Lineage: Eukaryota; Metazoa; Chordata; Actinopteri; Siluriformes; Bagridae
Gene: mfsd6b
Product: major facilitator superfamily domain containing 6b
Exons: 7
Coding region: 223-2535 (770 amino acids)
Biological process (GO): antigen processing and presentation of exogenous peptide antigen via MHC class I
Cellular component (GO): plasma membrane
Source: RefSeq, a predicted model, not a curated record
GUAGUGGAGCUUCUCAGCAAGCUGCUGGUCCUAAUAACCUCUCUGUCUAUCCCUCUCUUAUUUUGUCUUAUUUAAUGACGUUAUUUACUCAAUUCCUUGUGAGCUGGAGAUGUUCAGGAGUUGUGUGUUUCCUGUGCGCACGCGCUGAGACCCGUGAUGGAUGAAGGAGUUGAUUAUUGUGUUGAGAUCUUAGCAGGAACUUCAGAGGAACAAUAAAGAGAGAUGGCGAGUGACCGUACAGCCAUCCUGACUGACGAUGAGGAGGAACAGAAGAGAAGAUAUGUCCUGGCUGAGCCGUUUAAUACCCUGUCACUGGGGACAGCAAACAGCACUCCACCCAGUCAAACACCAUCAUCUACCUCUAUUGACUCCCUGCCCCCUCCAACCUCUUCCAGUACAGACUGUCUGGAGCGAAUAUGCCUGAGAAUAGAUGAGCGUCUCCUGAUUUCCAAGAUCUUCUACUUCUUUUUCUAUGCCGCGUACGGAUCCCUGCAUCCUCUCCUGGCUGUCUACUACAAGCAGCUGGGCAUGACACCGAGCCAUAGUGGUCUCCUGGUGGGGAUCCGUUACUUCAUUGAGUUUUGCAGCGCGCCGUUUUGGGGUGUAGUAGCUGACCGCUUCAAUAAAGGCAAAGCCGUUCUGCUGUUCUCUGUCUUCUGCUGGGUGGUGUUCAACCUUGGCAUCGGCUUCGUCAGGCCAGCAGCCAUGACAUGCAUAGAGAACAAUAACGUAACAACUCCAAGUUCCUCUGGAAACCAUACCAGAGUCCGUCGAGACGCUGUAGGGGAUCUGUUGGGCACGCCCUUAAGGUUUCAGACUUUGUCUGAGGAUUAUAGGCCACUGGCUCGAUAUGUGAGAAGUGAUAACACAAGCACGUCUCCCUCCACUACAGCUACGCCUAAACCACACAAUGUAAUUUAUGACAAUAGCCAAGUGCACACUAUCUUCCUCGUGAUUCUGCUGGUGAUCAUCAUUGGCGAGUUCUUCAGUGCUCCGGCAGUGACCAUUGUCGACACUGUGACCCUGCAGUACCUGGGAAGGCAGCGUGACCGCUAUGGCCUCCAAAGGAUGUGGGGUUCUCUAGGUUGGGGUAUAGCCAUGUUAUCUGUAGGCAUCUGGAUCGACCAUACACACAUCACCCUGAUCAUCCAGGGGGUCGGCUGCACCGUGCCAGACUACAAGAACUACCAGAUUGCCUUCAUUGUCUUUGGCAUACUCAUGACUCUAGCUCUUAUAGUUGCAACGCAGUUCCGCUUUGAUUCCCGGUUUGGAGCUGAGCCUUCAGAAUUGGAUGUGAAGCAGCAGGUGGAGAUCCCUCAUGUGGUCCAGAACACAUCCAGCAUGGAGGAAGUUCCGGUGUGUCCCAGGCCUAACAACCCCCCCAGGUUUCCUUUCAAGGACAUGAUCCGUCUGCUUUGUGGGAUCCGUUACGGCUCCGUUCUUUUCGUGGCCUGGUUCAUGGGUUUCGGAUAUGGCUUCGUGUUCACGUUCCUGUACUGGCACCUGGAGGACCUGGAAGGGACCACCACGCUGUUCGGGGUGUGCUCGGUGCUUAGCCAUGCCUCCGAGCUCGCUGCCUACUUUAUGAGCCACAAACUCAUCGAACUUGUCGGCCACAUCAGAGUCUUGUAUAUCGGGUUGGCCUGUAACACCGCACGCUACUUGUACAUCUCCUACCUGCAGAACGCUUGGGUUGUCCUGCCCAUGGAGAUCCUUCAAGGACUGACCCACGCAUCGGUGUGGGCUGCGUGUAUCUCGUUCCUGAGCGCGGCUGUUCCUCCGGCUCUCAGGACGUCUGCACAGGGAAUCCUGCAGGGCCUUCACCUGGGGCUGGGUCGUGGCUGUGGGGCCAUGAUUGGAGGAGUAUUCGUCAACUUCUUUGGUGCGGCUGAAACAUUCCGAGGUUUAGGAAUGGCGUCUCUCAUCAUCCUGCUCAUCUUCGCCCUCAUCCAGAGCCUCAUCGGGCCGAGCGACAGCAGGCGAGACCAGAUGCUGGCUGAGAACAUUCCUGUACCUUCCAGUCCUGUUCCCAUCGCCACCAUCGACUUGGUGCAGAACCAAAGGCCCCCGGAGACGAGGGUCGAGACCACCUCCACCACCGCUGCCUCAGCUCCUGCUGCCAAUAAGACCAAGUUCCAGGAAGAGCAGGAGGAUGUGAGCAAGCCAGCAUGGGUGGUGUCCACUUCCCCCUGGGUCAGCAUGUCCUACGCCCUUUACCAGAUCAAAGACAUGAUGUCCUCCAUCAGGAGCACCCGUCCAGCAGGGGAGCCCCGCCCACAAGGGGAGAGCAUUGAGCAAGUGUCUGCAGCACCAUCUGCUGGAAUACCUCUUCCAGGUCCUUCCAAAAGUGCUCCAGAGCAGAUCUCUUCACCUGAUCCUCCUCAACAUCAUGUCUCAGAUAGUCCCGCACAGGAUUCUCCCGUCCCUGAUCACACAGACUCGAGAGAAUUGUCAGAAGAACCACAGAAGAACUCGGACAAAGCACCGGAGCUUGAAAACACACCAGACUCUCCUCAAAUUCCCCCUGAUCCAUGACCUCUAGAGUUAAACAAAACAAAAACUGCUUUAUCUUUUAUUUUAUUACUUUAUACUGUAAAUACAGAGUACUGUACGAAGGUUGGGACAGAAAGCUCAUCUUGGUUCUUGCAGUAAAUGCGAUUUGCACGUCUAGGCCCAGUUUUGUUCGUUAUGACACACAGCAAACUUUAAACCCUGCUGUAUUUAUCGACGUUCUCCAGGAAUCACACACACUGGCUUCACAAGGCUGCUUUCAUUCUUGAUAUCAACCAACAGCAUUCAUUUUGUAAAUAAAAAAUUCCCAGUACUGAGCAAUGAAAAAUUGGAGGGGACGAGGAAUCCUGUGGCGCGUGUUGGCCGACGUUUCUUCGGUUCUUGUUACAAUCAGUUUUAACCUGAAAUCAUUUCCUACUUAUUGUUUCAUGCACAAAAAUGGAAGAAUAACGUAAUACUAACAAUAAUAAUGAGCUCUUUAAAUGUGUGUAGAAAUAUCAUGAAGAAGUUCGGCUAAUUCACCUAGCUCUCUUUGCUAAUACAACCUGAGAACAAAUCUAAUAUGAAGCCUGCAGACACUUUUCCCACUGAUCAAUUAGUGCGUUCUUUAACUACUGUAGCUAGCAUUGCAUAGCAUUGUUUGUAUAGCUAUUAGUGUGUAAAUUUUUUUUUUUUUUCAUUUUUUAAUGCUGCACAGGCCGUACCCGCAAGAGACAAACUACAUGUGCCACUUGCUAGUCAGCAAAACAAACAUGGAGGACAAAGACCUGGAUAAAAUGAAUCUUCAUAUGGUGAACGGAAAAUGUUUAAUCAUCAGUGUUUAACAACAAAAAAGAUAAUAAAGAUCUCAAAAAUCA